CAGAGGUGGUCUGUGCAUGUGUGAAUGUAAACUUCAUGAACAAGAGCGGAGCCGGCGACAGAGGCAACUUUCUGUGAGAAACAUGUCCAACGUGGAGCUGUGAUAGGCAUCUGAGCUAACAGCACACUACAGCUGACACGGUGAGAACCUGUUUAAAAGGAGGAGAUGGAAAACAAGGCCAUGUAUUUGAGCACAUAUGAAGAGAGGGAGAAUGGGUCCAUGUACGAAGAGGCCUACGACGGGCACAAUCUGUCCAAACUCAACCUGUGUGACGAAGGUGCCGGUACACGCCGCAGGAAGCAGGAUCAGUGCUGUGGACACCCCAACUCUCUGGCAGCCAUUAAAUACGCCAUUGUCUCCCUGUACAUCCUGGUCCUUCUUACCAUCCUGGGCCUCUGCCUGGCAGUGUCCAGGUCCCAGGUGUCAUCGCAGCGCCAGGGCUUAGUUCCGGAGAAUGCGACGCGGGUGUCAGAGCGCCCCCUGGUGGUGCAGCAGACGAUGGGAGAUCCCGCCACAGAGAGCGACCUUCUGGAGAACAUCUGGAAACUGGAAAACCUCUUCCAGAACCACAGCGACUGGUUACAGAAGCUGGACAUACUCAUGAAGGGCCUGGAGAUGGAGCUGAGGAGCAUGCAGGCUCACUCCCUUCAGUCAGAGGGUUACCUGGUGCAGCUGGACGACAGGCUGUCCUCUCUGAGUAACUCCGCCGGGCGAAACCUCACCAGUCUGUCUGCCCAAGUGACCCGUGCGUCGUCAUGGCUACGAGAUCAGGACUCACAACUCAGGGAAACCUCAGGACACAUGAGCAGUUUGAGGGAGAAGCUGGAUGAGGUGAACUGGAUGGUGGGAGCUGUCAAUCACACCUUCACCAAUGACAUCAGCAUGCAUCACUUAAAGAUACAGGACCUGCAGGUUCAGAUCAGUAACAUUACGGAGGACACCAGCAGUUUAUGGGUGACUCACGUGCACACAGAGGCCCAGCUCAGAGCGGAGAUGGAGAUUCUAAACACCAUCACCGAGGAUCUGCGCCUGAAGGACUGGGAGCACUCCAUGGCCUUCAAGAACCUCACUAUUCUGGAAGGGCCUCCGGGACCAAAGGGAGAGAAAGGUGAUAAUGGAGACCAGGGGCCCCCAGGGGCACCCGGACUGAGUGGACACAGAGGUGUAACAGGACCCAAAGGGAUGCAGGGUGCUCGUGGACUGAAGGGGACAGCAGGGGAGGCUGGGAUCCCAGGGGAAAAGGGAGACACAGGACCAGUGGGACCCAAAGGUGACAGAGGUGACCGAGGUUUGAAGGGAGAGAAGGGCGACCGAGGAGACAGAGGAGACACCAAAGUGGAGGAGACCCUUGUGCGGCUUGUGAACGGGUCGGGGCCACACGAGGGCCGGGUGGAGGUGUUCCAUGAGCAGCGCUGGGGCACGGUGUGUGACGACAUGUGGGACAAGAAGGACGGGGACGUGGUCUGCCGCAUGUUAGGACACAGGGGAGCAGCGGAGGUGCACAAGACUGGACGCUUCGGACAAGGCGCUGGGCUCAUCUGGAUGGACGACCUGGCCUGCACCGGGGCUGAAGACACCAUCCACCAGUGUGAGUUCUCCGGAUGGGGCAAGACCAACUGUGGGCACGUGGAGGACGCUGGGGUCACCUGUAUCAUCUGAGGACACACAAAGAGACUCCAAAUCUGACAAACAGACAAAUCAAAUGUGCCUUUGUUUUGGAAGCUGCACCACUUCCAGGUCGGCCAUUUUGUAGGAAGCCCGGGAAAAAGAAAGGAGACAGAUAAGACUUCUCAUGAGGAUUGCAGCAUAGCCCCCGUUGAGAUGUUGUGGUUGGUGAUUGGACCUGGUUGGAGACUCUUGGGGACUUGUGUGGACCGUGCUGUUGGACAUUUGGAUCCAUGUUGAAAAAGAAAGACUGAAAUCUAUGAAGGACUGGCCGAUUGAAAGGGCAGUUGUUGUUCACAAUAUGUUUAUUAUGAAGGGCUUUGCUUAACACACCACCACGUGCCACUUUUUAAAAUACUUCAUAAAAGCUAAUAUAUGCAUUUGCUGGUCAAAAGGAUCUCACAUUUUAGCACUUACUUUUUGCUUUUCAUUGAGUACAGUUGACCACAUAAUGCCACAUGUUGUAUUUUGAUACCAUUACAGUAUUUAGAUAAUUAGCCAUAAUAGUUAAUCAUAACAAUUUCUCUAUGUGACCUCAAGUCGCAGAAAGGGAACUCUUUUGGAUCAGAAAUCUCUUUUAUAUAUCCUAAACAGUAGAAUGUGGACCGUAUGGAGACAAAUAUGCAAAAAAAUACACCCUGCCUCACAAUUCCCAAGUACUGUAUCUUUAACCCCUCAUGUUUCUUUCAAGACUGCAGUAGUGCCAUAUGUGCAUUAUGCCGGUAUAAAACAUUCCUUUAUGUUUGUCUGACCAGCCAGUCCCUUCUACAUUCUGUUCAAAUCCAGAAGGAUCUGGAAUCAGACCAAAGAGCUCGUAAAAACUCCCAUCCAAAUGUGCCGCUAAUGUGUAUCAUGUGUCUCUCAAAUGCAGAAGACACCUCCUCUCGGAACUUAUCUCAGUUUAUGUUUUAUAUAAAAGUUUGGUGCUUUGAUUGUUGAUUCUACAGAAAUCCAUGGUGUUUCUCAGUCCUCUGUGGGGUUUUUUCCCCUCCUAAGCCACCAUUUUUGUUUUCAUCUGAAUGGACCAUUCAUCUCUCUGAUUGGUUUAUCAACCUGUCAAUCACACCUUCUGGAAUCAGGAAGACAGGAUAUAGCUCAUCUUUGUAAAACUUUGUCAAAGCGUGUGGCACUGACUGGUCAGGUAAAGUUUAUGUAACACCAUACACAUUUUAGCAGCUGAGAUUGUGUCCUUUUGCACUAAAUAUAAAAUUAUAAUUUGAUAAGUAAACAGCACAAAUAUUUUGCCCAUUCACUGCCAAAGGGACACUCUUAAAAUUAUGCAUGAACUUGUGCCACUGUCCAAAGGAUUGCAGUGGCACAUAUAAUAUAUAUAUAUAUAUAUAUACACAUAAAAAUUACUACUGUUUAAUAGUGUAAACUUUCAUAUAACAUGCAUUUAUGGCAAUUGGCAAGUGUCCCUGAUCCAACGCCAAUAGAAGAGAUACCUCUUUUGUACUCUUCUGAAAAAGGUACAUUAGAACAUGUUUUAAUAUGUCUAGACCAUUACAUUUUAAUUGCAUUUACGCAUUCAGCUUUAUAGGACUUAAAAUUCAAUUGUUCCACAUAAAAAAAGAUAUUUGUUGAGUUGAUUUAUUGCUCGCAACUAUGCAGACAAAUGUGUUCUCUACCUCAAUGCUUUUCGAAAAUAUACUUGUAAUAAAAUAGCCUUAAAAGGGAAGGAAUCAUACAAGUUUCUAUAGCAAUACAUGAGGUUGAUGUGUUUUUCAAAUCUCGGUCCAAAAUAGCAAUGAUUGAUUACUAAACCACACAUUCUACAAAAUAUUCUGCAUAAGGACUAACUUGAUCCAGCUCAGCAUAAUCAUAAUUGUUCUCACAUGUUGAAAAUGGCUGCACUUCAAAGCUCCUUAUACGGGCGUCACAUCCUGUUUGGCCUCUCAGUACAGCUGAAUGUGUUUUGACUGACGUUCAGACGAGGCCUUUCACUUCUCAUCAGGGUGAGACGGAGCCCACUCAUUGGUUGGAGACUGUGUUUUGACCUGCACCAGUGUUGGUCACAGAGGUCAAAUAGUUCACAACAUGCAGUCUCAUGCCUUAUUUUGGAAGAUAGUUGUUUUUAUGUAAAGGGCUGUUUGACAUUUGUUCUGGCCAUGUAACAUAACAAACUUUGUAGAGAAGUCAGUUUUGUUUUUUCAUUUGUUAAUUUUGCAAAGAAAUAGUAUGUCUCUUUUUUGUUCUUUGUUUUGUUUGUUUUUCUGUUCUGACAAUUCUGUUCUGACAGUUCAAUAAAAUGUCAGUCUUCACAGUGUUCCUCUUCAGCUGGUGGUGAGCAGAGAUGUGGCAGCUAUUCUGCGGUUAUGACCUGACCACUACCAAACGAGGAUUCAGCCCUACAAUCACACAGACAAGGGGAUUUAAGUGCCCUGCCCAAAGACACAAGGGCAGUGUGCAAUGCCAGUAUAGAGUUAAGCUUCACCUUUUAGUGUGUGGCUGUUGCAGUAUUUCAUUCAAAGUUUUAAACAUAAACCAGUUUCACAGUAAUAGAAUCAUAUGUUACUGAUACGGUAUUAUUGUUUCCUUUUUUCAUUGCACUUUCAGUCUCAUCCAGUUAAAACUUUUUGUAUAAUAAACUGUGUCAGAAAUGUUCUAAUUUACUUGAUAUCAGCUGUUUUUUCUCUAUACAUAAUUAAGGACAAGGCUUAUGUAUUUUAGGACAACGUCUACCAUUUUAUGUAUUGUAAAACAUUAUUUACCUCUCCAAAACAUUGUCCAGAGCCACCAUUUGAGUCUGAGAAAUUCAGAUUCAAUACACAAGACUCUUUUAUUUUAACAUGUUAAACUUUUCCACUUAAGAGUUGUAUAUGCACUGAAAUAAUAAAAUACAGCUUUGUU
Messenger RNA from Boleophthalmus pectinirostris (great blue-spotted mudskipper), 4515 nucleotides. It is a transcript of the gene scara5, whose product is annotated as scavenger receptor class A, member 5 (putative). Gene Ontology annotation, molecular function: ferritin receptor activity. The record is from RefSeq and is a predicted model, not a curated record. Gene Ontology annotation, biological process: iron ion transmembrane transport. The transcript is spliced from 12 exons. The coding region runs from base 166 to 1659 and encodes 497 amino acids. Gene Ontology annotation, cellular component: plasma membrane. Lineage: Eukaryota; Metazoa; Chordata; Actinopteri; Gobiiformes; Gobiidae.